Molecule: messenger RNA, 624 nt
Organism: Nycticebus coucang (slow loris)
Lineage: Eukaryota; Metazoa; Chordata; Mammalia; Primates; Lorisidae
Gene: SPACDR
Product: sperm acrosome developmental regulator
Exons: 3
Coding region: 1-624 (207 amino acids)
Source: RefSeq, a predicted model, not a curated record
AUGGCUGUGGUCAUGAGGUUCUUCCGAUGGGUCAGGCGGGCUUGGCAAAAGAUUACUUGCUGGGUUUUCUUCUGGAGAAAAAAAGUUAGGCCAACCAUCUUAGAACACUCUGGCUCCAAGAAACAUGCAAUGAAGGGGGUAGAGAAGACUCCCAAAGUGGUUGAGACUUUCACAUUUGUCCAGCUUCCCAAAGAGGAUAAGCUCCCCAAUGUGGACGCAUCCCCUGAGCUGGCUGAGCCCUGCGUGUUGGCCAAGACAAGAGACAGGACCAAGAUGGAGCUGGGCAGUGAAGGCCGAUCCCUGCUGCGACUACCCCAGACUGCUGUCCAGUCUGUCUCCACACUCAUGGUGUCGGCCCUGCAGACUGGCUGGCAAAUGUGCAGCUGGAAGUCAUCUGUGAGCUCUGCAUCCAUUACCUCCCAAAUGAUGACCCAGUCCCCUUUGCAGACACCAGAGGCUGAGUUGCUGCGGGAAGUGUACCUGGUGCUGUGGGCUAUUCGGAAACAGUUACGACAGCUGUCCCGCAGGCAGGAGAGGCGCAAACGGCGCCACACUCGGACCCACACUUCCCCCCAACCUGAAUUGGUUCAGUGCCUGAAACAGGAUGCCCGAAGUCCCCUCUAG